Armigeres subalbatus is the source of this 1907-nucleotide messenger RNA. RefSeq lists its product as uncharacterized. Bases 391 to 1836 code for a protein of 481 amino acids. Lineage: Eukaryota; Metazoa; Arthropoda; Insecta; Diptera; Culicidae. The record is from RefSeq and is a predicted model, not a curated record. The transcript is spliced from 2 exons.
CGAAGGUACGGUGCUGCCAUCUACGAUUGUUUCGAGUUUGAGUGAAGAAGAUGUAAACAAAACGAAUGUUUUUGUAUCAUUAUAAAAGUGCAUUAUUUGUAGGUUUUAGACUGUUUCUAUUUAUUUUAAAAUGUAUGUAUGAGAAUAAGAAUAAUUUCAAGAGCCAUUUUCACAAUUCUCCGGAGAAAUUAUUUGCUUCAUCAGGGUAGAAAAACGAGUGAAACUCAGUGUGUUUCAGAAUAGUGCUCACAAAAGGUAAUUUUAAAUCCUAAAUUUGUUAAUGAAAAAAUAAAUAUUGAAUCGUUUGAGAAUACAACACACGCAGUAUCAAUACUCAUUUGUCGGCAACACAAAAAAUCUUUUUAUGUUUUUCGCCAGAAGUUCGAAAAAAUGGACCACAAAAAUUGCUCGAAAAUGCAUCGCAGUGAACAUAGCAGUGAAGAUAAUGGUGUCAAGUCUGAGGAAAAAUCAGCAUCUCGAAUGAUAUGUUUUGUUCCCAGUUGUAAACAACGAUAUAAGCGAGGAAUAUCGUUCCACAGUUUUCCACCACAAAGCGAUAACCGGAUCUGGACUCAGCGACUCCGGCUGAAUAUAGAGCCACUGAAGACAUCCCGUAUAUGCAGCCUCCAUUUCAGUAUCGGAAAUUUCAUUACUCCAGCCUCGGAUCGUAUGACUGAUCGAUUAAUCUUAAAGCGAUCAGCUGUUCCCGAUACCAAUUUACCAGAAGCUCCUGUUUCGUCAACCAAAAAGAAGCUGAAGGAAGGGAGGGCUAUGCGUGCUGCUAACCGAUCUGAAAACAAGCUCGUAUUAGAAAAGGCAAAUAUGAUCCCAGAUGUUGACACCGAUGGAGGAAACAAUGAGCAACCGAUGGAAAUUUACCAUCCUCCCCUGAUCGACUGUGCAGUUCAAGUUAACACAAUCGAAUUGGAUAACCUCAAAAGGAAACGUACUUCUGCGGUCAUUUUUGGGAACGAUGACGAUUUAUUGGCGUGGACAGGACUAAAAUCAUCGGCAAUGCUGAAGGCUAUUGUGAAAUCAGUGACACUUUUGGAACAAUACCGUAGUAGGCCCCAUUCGUCUGUUACAUUGGAAGAAGAAGUCUUGAUUGUUUUUAUCAAGUUAAAAACUAAUAUUUCCUUCCGGUGUAUCUCCGUACUAUUUCGGCUACAUAAGCAUACAGUUUCUAAUUGUUUCCAAAGAAUUCUACCGUUUCUAACCGCUGCCCUAAAGUGUGCUAUAUACUGGCCUACAGAAGAACAGGUAAAGAAAAAUAUUCCCCAUUACUUUAGGCCUGAUUUUGAAGAUGUUAUCGUAGUAUUAGACUGUACUGAAAUCCCCAUCAUGAAACCAAAAUGUCUGCAUUGUAGAAUCAACACAUAUUCACAUUACAAAUCACGUGAAACAGCCAAGUACCUGGUAGGAGUAACGCCCGCCGGAAGCAUCUCUUUUAUAAGUUCUGCGUAUGGGGGCAAAAUCUCCGACAAACAAAUUGUUUUGGAAGAAAAAGUACUUGAUCGCGUUAAGCCUGGACAAGCAGUUAUGACUGAUAAAGGUUUUAUGAUUGGGGAGGAAUGUAAAACACGAGGAGUCAAGCUAGUUAGACCGCCUUUUCUGAAUGCUCCCCAAAAACAAUUAAGCAGAUUGGAAGCCACACAAAAUAUUUCAAUAGCGGCCGCAAGAGUGCACGUUGAACGCGCCAUACAAAGAAUAAGAAUCUUUUCUUUCUUUAAUUGUAAAGUGGAUACUCGAUUUCUACCCGUGUUAGACGAUCUAAUGAUCAUUGCCUGUGCAGUAGUCAAUUUGUCAAAUCCGAUACUCGCAUACAAGAGAUUCUAAAAUCAUUUUAUUCAAACUGUCAAUUUAGUUUUUAAGCAGGUACAGAUGUUUCAAAUAAACAUUGAAAUAAA